AUCGCCAUGGAGGAGGAAAUCGCCGCGCUCGUCAUCGACAACGGCUCGGGCAUGUGCAAGGCGGGCUUCGCGGGCGACGACGCGCCCCGCGCCGUGUUCCCGUCCAUCGUGGGCCGCCCGCGCCACCAGGGCGUGAUGGUGGGCAUGGGCCAGAAGGACUCGUACGUGGGCGACGAGGCGCAGAGCAAGCGCGGCAUCCUGACGCUCAAGUACCCCAUCGAGCACGGCAUCGUCACCAACUGGGACGACAUGGAGAAGAUCUGGCACCACACCUUCUACAACGAGCUGCGCGUGGCGCCCGAGGAGCACCCGGUGCUGCUGACGGAGGCGCCGCUGAACCCCAAGGCCAACCGCGAGAAGAUGACCCAGAUCAUGUUCGAGACCUUCAACACGCCCGCCAUGUACGUGGCCAUCCAGGCUGUGCUGUCCCUGUACGCCUCGGGCCGCACCACGGGCAUCGUGAUGGACUCCGGCGACGGGGUCACCCACACGGUGCCCAUCUAUGAGGGCUACGCGCUGCCCCACGCCAUCCUGCGUCUGGACCUGGCCGGCCGGGACCUGACCGACUACCUCAUGAAGAUCCUCACGGAGCGCGGCUACAGCUUCACCACCACCGCCGAGCGGGAGAUCGUGCGCGACAUCAAGGAGAAGCUGUGCUACGUGGCGCUGGACUUCGAGCAGGAGAUGGCCACGGCGGCCUCCUCAUCCUCUCUGGAGAAGAGCUACGAGCUGCCCGACGGCCAGGUGAUCACCAUUGGCAAUGAGCGUUUCCGCUGCCCGGAGGCGCUCUUCCAGCCCUCCUUCCUCGGCAUGGAGUCUUGCGGCAUCCACGAGACCACCUUCAACUCCAUCAUGAAGUGUGACGUGGACAUCCGGAAGGACCUGUACGCCAACACGGUGCUCUCAGGGGGCACCACCAUGUACCCGGGCAUCGCCGACCGGAUGCAGAAGGAGAUCACAGCCCUGGCCCCCAGCACCAUGAAGAUCAAGAUCAUCGCACCCCCUGAGCGCAAGUACUCGGUGUGGAUCGGGGGCUCCAUCCUGGCCUCGCUGUCCACCUUCCAGCAGAUGUGGAUCAGCAAGCAGGAGUAUGACGAGUCGGGCCCCUCCAUCGUCCACCGCAAAUGCUUCUAAACGGACUGCAGAGGCUGCCCUGCAGGGAGGCGCCCGCCUGGCAGUGCCCUCCCGCAGCCCCCAAAACUGGAAUCAGCCUGAGGGAAAUCGUCCUUGAAGCUUACACUCUGAGCACUGGAUCGUAGAGCUCGUUGCUGAUUUUGACCUAGUAUUCAAGUUAACUUCCUUUGGUAUGUGUUUCAGCCCUGCACCUCGCCUGGGUUGGACCCCCAGCCCCUACGGCUGGCACCUAGGUGGUGGCGGCACGCGGAUGCUCUGUCCACGGGCCGUGGGGCUCCUGAGCCGUGCGGGGUCUUGUCGUGGAACACCGCGACAGGGUCUGUCAAGAGACCGGUGCAUGGGACCAAUCCCUGUGGGCCUGGCGCCUCCCCAGCACCAGGCUCUUCACUUGCCUUGAGUUGGAACAUGGUUGCAUUCACACCUGUAAAUUUAUUCAUUCUUUUAAUUUAUGUAAGGUUUUUUUUUGUACUCAAUUCUUUAAGAGACAAUUUUGGUUUUCUACUGUCAUGUGAGAACAUUAGGCCCAGCAACACGUCUUGUGAGGAAAUAAAGAGCUGCGGUAACCGAG
This is a messenger RNA of Sorex fumeus (smoky shrew), 1702 nucleotides long. RefSeq names its product actin gamma 1 (gene ACTG1). The record is from RefSeq and is a predicted model, not a curated record. NCBI's taxonomy places the organism in Eukaryota, Metazoa, Chordata, Mammalia, Eulipotyphla, Soricidae. The transcript is spliced from 4 exons. The coding region runs from base 7 to 1134 and encodes 375 amino acids.